CCAUGGUGUUGGAAUUAUUGGGUUUACUCACAAAGACUUCCUAUUCCUACAAUCUCAGAUUUGCUCUACACCAAAAUGGAGCACCUACCUAAACAGGAAAAGCAAGAAACCAAAAUGAACAAGGGGCCUCUAGCUCCCUCCCUCAAGCUCUCUCUCCCUCCCCCCGAUCAGUCUUCUCUCUCUAAAUUCCUGUACUCUAUCGCUGUCGUUGAUGAUGAUCGAUACAUGUAAUCGGCUUGCUUUUCUUAAUUUCUCGUGAUUGUUUUUUUGCAGGACCAAGUCUGGGACUUUUGAGGAUGGCGAUCUGUUGGUUAACAAAGAUGGAGUCCAAGUUGUGUCCCAGAAUGAAGUCCAAACUGUAUUCAACAUUAAUUCAGCCAUCAGAUGACCAGUUGAGCUUAGCAGACUUCGAUGUUGUUCGAGUCAUCGGUAAAGGGAAUGGUGGCAUUGUGCACUUGGUACAACAUAAAUGGACACCCCAAUUUUUUGCUCUCAAGGUUAUUCAAACCAACGUAGAAGAGUCUACUCGAAAACAUAUAGAGCGAGAACUCAAAAUCAACCAAUCUGCAACGCAGUCCCCUUACAUUGUUGUUUGCUACCAAUCUUUCUAUGACAACGGUUCAAUCUACAUAAUCUUGGAGUACAUGGAUGGCGGAUCUCUUGCAGAUUUUCUAAAGAAGGUUAACAUGAUCCCAGAGCCAUAUCUUGCAGCAAUUUGUAAGCAGGUACUGAAAGGCUUGUGGUAUCUUCAUAACAAGAAGCGCAUCAUCCACCGGGACUUGAAGCCUUCGAAUCUGCUGAUAAACCACAGAGGCGAGGUGAAGAUAACGGACUUUGGUGUUAGUAAGAUUCUGGACAGCACAUCUAGUGUGGCGGAUACCUUCACUGGCACGUACGUGUACAUGUCCCCGGAGAGGAUCAGUGGAGGCAAAUACGGUUACAAAAGCGAUAUUUGGAGCCUCGGUUUGGUCCUCCUCGAGUGUGCAACAGGGCAGUUUCCAUUCUCUCCACCACAGGCGGGAGGGUGGCCCAACUUCUACGACCUCAUGAAUACUAUUGUGGAUCAACCUGCACCUUCUGCAUCUUCUGAUGUCUUCUCUACCGAGUUCUGCUCUUUCAUUUCUGCUUGUGUGCAGAAGGAUCCGAAAGAUAGGCUGUCUGCAAAUGAACUUAUGGCACAUCCUUUCAUCACUAUGUAUGACGAGCUUGGUGUUGAUCUAGGCUUGUACUUGAGCAGUGCAGGAGCUUCCACAUGCACAAUCUAACCAACCCAUCAUCUUCAACUGUAUCUCUGUUUAGGACUUCAAUCUUGACAGCUAAAUGUUUAGCAAUUUGCUAGUGGGACAGACCUAAAUCCAUACAAAAAUUUCAUAAAAUUUUAGAUAA
This is a messenger RNA of Salvia miltiorrhiza (redroot sage), 1386 nucleotides long. Its product is annotated as mitogen-activated protein kinase kinase 2-like. NCBI's taxonomy places the organism in Eukaryota, Viridiplantae, Streptophyta, Magnoliopsida, Lamiales, Lamiaceae. Gene Ontology annotation, cellular component: cytoplasm. Gene Ontology annotation, biological process: MAPK cascade; protein phosphorylation. Gene Ontology annotation, molecular function: ATP binding; MAP kinase kinase activity; protein serine/threonine kinase activity. The record is from RefSeq and is a predicted model, not a curated record. The coding region runs from base 297 to 1265 and encodes 322 amino acids. The transcript is spliced from 6 exons.